Molecule: messenger RNA, 3756 nt
Organism: Protopterus annectens (West African lungfish)
Lineage: Eukaryota; Metazoa; Chordata; Ceratodontiformes; Protopteridae
Gene: KCNH5
Product: potassium voltage-gated channel subfamily H member 5
Biological process (GO): potassium ion transmembrane transport; regulation of membrane potential
Cellular component (GO): membrane
Molecular function (GO): voltage-gated potassium channel activity
Source: RefSeq, a predicted model, not a curated record
AUGCCGGGGGGAAAACGAGGGCUGGUGGCACCACAGAACACGUUUCUGGAAAACAUUGUCAGACGCGCAAGUGAAUCAAGUUUCUUGCUUGGAAAUGCCCAAAUUGUGGACUGGCCUGUAGUUUAUAGUAAUGAUGGUUUUUGCAAACUCUCUGGAUAUCAUCGGGCUGACGUGAUGCAGAAGAGUAGCACUUGCAGUUUUAUGUAUGGUGAACUGACAGACAAGAAGACUAUUGAAAAAGUCAGACAGACAUUUGACAAUUACGAAAUGAACUGUUUUGAAGUUCUUCUUUACAAGAAAAACAGAACUCCAGUUUGGUUCUACAUGCAAAUUGCACCUAUAAGAAAUGAAAAUGAUAAAGUGGUUUUAUUUCUGUGCACAUUUAGAGACAUCACAUUAUUCAAACAACCCAUUGAAGAUGAAUCAACAAAAGGGUGGACAAAGUUUGCACGAUUAACUCGGGCUUUGACCAACAGCAGGAGUGUAUUGCAGCAGCUAACACCAAUGAACAAAGCUGAUGUAGUUCAUAAACAUUCAAGACUAGCUGAGGUUCUGCAGUUAGGAUCAGAUAUCCUCCCUCAGUAUAAACAAGAAGCACCAAAGACUCCGCCUCACAUCAUCUUGCAUUACUGUGCAUUUAAGACUACGUGGGACUGGAUAAUUUUGAUACUAACUUUUUAUACAGCAAUUAUGGUCCCUUACAAUGUGUCUUUCAAGACCAAACAGAACAACAUAGCUUGGCUUGUGCUAGACAGCGUGGUUGAUGUCAUAUUUCUUGUGGAUAUUGUGCUAAAUUUUCACACAACCUUUGUUGGUCCAGGAGGGGAAGUAAUAUCUGAUCCCAAAUUAAUCAGGAUGAACUAUCUGAAGACAUGGUUUGUGAUCGACUUGUUAUCAUGUUUACCAUAUGAUAUAAUCAAUGCAUUUGAGAAUGUGGAUGAGGGGAUCAGCAGUCUUUUUAGCUCAUUAAAAGUUGUUCGACUUCUAAGACUGGGACGUGUUGCCAGGAAACUUGAUCAUUACCUGGAAUAUGGAGCUGCAGUACUUGUACUACUUGUCUGUGUUUUUGGACUUGUGGCCCAUUGGCUGGCAUGCAUUUGGUAUAGCAUUGGAGACUAUGAAGUAAUUGAUGAAGCCACCAACACAAUAAAAAAUGGUAGCUGGCUGUACCAGUUGAGCAUAAGCAUUGGUAGUCCAUUUCGUUAUAAUACCAGUGGCUCAGGCCAGUGGGAAGGGGGGCCCAGUAAAGACUCCUUGUACAUAUCUUCCCUUUACUUCACCAUGACAAGCCUUACAACAAUUGGAUUUGGGAACAUAGCUCCAACCACUGAUGGAGAAAAAAUAUUCUCAGUUGCCAUGAUGAUGGUGGGAUCGCUUCUUUAUGCAACUAUAUUUGGAAAUGUUACUACCAUCUUCCAGCAAAUGUAUGCUAACACCAACCGCUACCAUGAAGUCUUGAAUAAUGUACGGGACUUCCUUAAAUUGUACCAGGUCCCAAAAGGCCUAAGUGAGCGUGUCAUGGAUUAUAUUGUGUCAACGUGGUCUAUGUCAAAGGGCAUUGACACAGAGAAGGUUCUUGCCAUUUGUCCAAAAGAUAUGAGGGCUGACAUUUGCGUGCAUCUCAACCGGAAGGUAUUCAACGAGCAUCCGGCAUUCCGCCUGGCAAGUGAUGGCUGUCUUCGAGCCUUAGCAGUAGAAUUCCAAACUAUUCAUUGUGCUCCAGGGGAUCUUAUCUAUCAUGCUGGUGAAAGUGUGGAUGCACUCUGUUUUGUGGUGUCAGGCUCACUUGAAGUCAUACAGGAUGAUGAAGUUGUAGCUAUUUUAGGUAAAGGUGAUGUAUUUGGAGAUGUGUUUUGGAAAGAAACUACUCUGGCUCAUUCAUGUGCUAAUGUGAGGGCACUGACAUACUGCGAUCUUCAUAUAAUUAAGAGGGAAGCCCUGCUUAAAGUGUUGGAUUUCUAUACAGCAUUUGCAAAUUCUUUUUCAAGAAACCUCAUCCUGACAUACAACCUGAGGAAAAGGAUUGUAUUCCGAAAGAUCAUUGAUGUCAAAAAAGAAGAGGAAGAACGCCAACGUCAGAAGAAUGAAGUUACCCUCAGUAUUCCUGUGGACCAUCCAGUAAGGAAACUUUUUCAAAAGUUCAAGCAGCAGAAAGAAAUGCGUAAUCAAGGUGUAAUGCUAGGUGAACAAGAUAAAAAUUAUCUUCAUGUGGAAAGACAUGCAAUGCAGAAUGGAGCUUCCCCAUCAUCUACAAGUGUGGUCACGGUCUCUCAGAUUACACCAAUCCCCGUUUCCCUUGCAUUUAAAAAAACAAAUGAAUCAACCAAGCAGAACAACAGAGAUGUAAUGGAGCUAAAGCCAAACACUAAUAAUGAACAGGACUCUCUCAAAGUUACUAGUCCUCUUCGUAUGAGAACUGGAAAUGCCAAAGGGUGGCUUAGACUAAAGAAUAAUGUAGGAGUUCCCACAGAGAAGAAGGAAAACUGGAAUAAUGUUACUAAAGCCGAGUCAAUGGAACUCUUGUCCGGAGAAUCCAAAACAAGUGAAUCAGAAACUGUUGCAAUUAAGAACCCUUUAAAGAAAACAGACUCCUGUGAUAGUGGAAUUACAAAAAGUGACUUUCGUAUAGAUAAAGCUGGGGAAACACGCAGCCCACUGGAGCAUAGUCCUGUUCAAGCAGACACUAAACAUCCGUUUUAUCCCAUUCCUGAACAGGCUUUACAGACCACUUUACAAGAGGUAAAACAUGAACUAAAAGAAGACAUACAGACAUUAAGCAAACGAAUGAGUGUUCUUGAAGAACAGGUGGCAGAAAUUCUAAAAAUACUUUCACAAAAGAAAGCUUCACAAACAUCUUCUCAACAACCUCAAACAGCAUGUCAGGAUAUAUUCAAUGUCUCUAGACCUGAAACUCCCGAAUCAGAAAAGGAUGAAAUUCAGUUUUAAAUAAUUAUUCUCUCUUCCAUUAUGUAAGAUUUGAAAUAAACUAGGUUUUGUUAUGUAAAUAUUGCUGCAUGUCCAGCUGGAUUCUGGCCUGCCAAACAAAGUUAUUAUUAUGAAAGAAUAUGCUUGUAUAUUAUGCAGUUGACUGCAUGCAAAUUAAAAUAUUUAUACUUAUAGCAAAUAUAUGUAUAAAACCUUCACACAAAAAAAUGAUUUUAUUAUAUAACAACUUUAAUAUAUAUAUAUUAUAAAAUUCUGGGUCCACUCUGUUGAUAUUUUCAUGAAAUUAUUAUACCAGGAAGCACACAAUGAGUCAAUGUUUUGCACUACUGUGCUCUGGCGAAUAAUUGCUCCUGUGCUUAGUUAGUUUAGAAACAAAUUCUUACUUUUAAUAUUCUGCGAAUAAUACUGAUAUUCUGAUUACACACAGACAUGCAUUCAUACAUGCAUACAGUAUAGUAUCAAUAACUGAAAGUAAAAGAAAUAUUUUGUUCUGUGUAAUAAAGCAUGGACAAUGAGAAAGGCACUACAGUCCACUACCGCAGAGAAAAAUGCAUCAGUGUUGAACAAACAAAAACAUGGCUACAGUAAUAUGGUUAUGCUGCAGUAAUAUUUAGGAAAAAAAAUCAUAGUAUGCCAUUUACGUUUAGUCGAACACUUUUUUUCACAUUGAUUAGAACUGAGAGUUAUUUGUAAGAGGAAUAUUUAUAACAUUAUUUGUUUAGACCAGUUGACUGACAUCUUUGCAGUAUACACUAGUACAGUUUUCAUCAGUCAUUUCACUAUACUUUUGCCUGAGAUUUUCUUUCCACA